UUUCAUUCGGAAGACAGCUCGGAUCGGUCGCGUAAUCAUCAUCGCGCACACAAAACGCAUACGGGUCAUCACAGUAGGCUCACGGGUUGACAAGGAAAAAAAGUUUAAUUUCUGUGCUCAAGUGAAAAACGGGAAAUUUGUGCAUUUUGUGGCGAUUUUCGCAAGGAAAUCAAUCAGGAUCGCAUAAUUGAAAGUGCUUUUGAUAAGUGUAUGACGUGAGUGGAGUGAAAAAUCAAUCGAGAAGCAGAGAAAGGCGAAGUUUUUUUAUUUGGUUGCUGAAGGAAAAAAACAUGAGCAGGAUGGCCUCCAAAAAAGCGUCCUACGGCUACGAAGAUGAGGAGGAGAAUGAAGACUCCUCCGGGUCGGAUUUUGAUGAUGACGAAGAUCCAGAUGCGAUUGAAGUUCCAGGUGGCGGUAUAGAUUUAGCAACAGUGGCCACAUUAACAAAGCAGAAGGUGGACAUGAAGGUGCCUCUAAGUGGCGUGCCCGCGUCAAAUGUAUCAUCCAAGUCGACUGGUAAGAUUCCCAGCGGCUUAGUCACAAAACCAGUCACAUCUGGAAGUUACGAAGUGAUCAGACAACCGACUCUUCUCAAACAGCCUGGCGCUGGCGGCAGUGCAUAUGGAAUGGGUGGUGGUAGCAGUGGAAUGAGUUCCUCAUCCUUGGUUGGUGGUAUUAGUAGCAAUUUGUCUAAUCCGAGCUCUAGCAUUGUUAAGACGGCAAUGCAAACUGCAACACCCACCGGGACGCUUCCGCCGGGAGCGACCAGCAUUUUAGGUGGACUUGGUAGCUAUUAUCCACCCAGUAUUGCCACUCUACUAGCGCAAAUGGGUAUGGCCGCGACACUUGGAUUCGGUGGCGGUUCGUCGAUGAACAACGCAAAUCACAUGACAAGCAAUCAAAUUAUGCUGGAACAGCUGAAGGCACUGGUGGCCGCCAACCCGCACUACCUAACCAGCGGUAUACCGACGAACCUGCUCUCCCAGAUCUGGAUGGCCGAUACAGCAAAGGUACAACAGCCGGUGUUCAAUAAUCUAAUUCAGCCACCGGAGGAAGAAGAAGCGGAAGAGGAGGAAAUGGGCGUUGCCGAAACGUAUGCUGAAUAUUGGCCGGCAAAAUUGAAAAUCGGCAAGAAGCAUCCCGACCCGGUAGUGGAGACCGCCUCGCUGUCUUCGGUGGAACCAUCCGACGUGUAUUAUAAAAUAUCGAUACCGCCGGAACCAAUCAAUGCCGGCCAAUUGAGCGCCCUUCAGUUGGAGUCGAUCACCUAUGCCAGUCAAGCACAUGACCACCUGCUGGCGGAUGGUUCUAGAGCUGGUUUUCUGGUGGGAGAUGGAGCUGGUGUUGGUAAGGGUCGAACGAUCGCCGGAAUCAUUUAUGAGAAUUAUCUGAAAGGUCGGAAGAAGUCCAUCUGGAUCUCAGUUUCCAAUGACUUGCGGUAUGAUGCAGAACGGGAUCUGCGAGAUAUCGGUGCCAGCAGAAUAAACGUGUACGCUUUGAAUAAGUUAAAAUAUGCCAAAAUAAAUUCAUCUGCAAAUAAUAACAUCAAGAAGGGUGUCAUAUUUGGCACCUAUUCGGCUCUGAUUGGUGAAUCGCAGAGCACAACCGGAAAGUACAAGUCUAGACUCAAACAGUUGCUGCAGUGGUGUGGAGAAGACUUCGACGGAGUGAUUGUAUUCGACGAGUGUCACAAAGCGAAGAACUUGUGUCCGGUAGGAUCGAGUAAACCAACAAAGACUGGUCUCACGGCGUUGGAACUGCAAAACAAACUUCCGAAGGCCCGUGUAGUUUAUGCUUCUGCAACAGGAGCUUCGGAACCGAGGAACAUGGCAUACAUGGUACGACUCGGAAUCUGGGGCAUGGGAACACCUUUUCCGAAUUUUAUGGACUUUAUCACUGCUGUCGAAAAAAGAGGUGUUGGAGCAAUGGAAAUAGUAGCGAUGGAUAUGAAAUUGCGUGGCAUGUACAUUGCUCGGCAGCUUAGUUUUCACGGAGUCACCUUCAAAAUCGAGGAAGUUCCGUUAACGAAAGACUUCAAGCGAGUUUACGAUGAGUCGGUUGAAUUGUGGGUGGUAGCCAUGCAAAAAUUCACAGAGGCCGCAGAACUGAUAGAUGCUGAGAACCGUAUGAAGAAAACUAUGUGGGGACAAUUUUGGUCGGCUCAUCAGCGCUUCUUCAAAUAUCUCUGUAUUGCGUCCAAGGUGAAUCAUGCAGUCCGAGUGGCGAGAGAAGCCAUCAAAUAUGGAAAAUGUGUUGUCAUCGGUUUGCAGUCGACGGGCGAGGCUCGAACCUUAGAACAAUUGGAGAGAGACGAUGGAGAAUUGACUGAUUUUGUGUCAACGGCGAAGGGUGUCUUUCAAUCACUAGUCGAAAAGCAUUUCCCAGCGCCUGAUCGAAGUCGCAUAAACCGGCUUCUUGGUUUGGAAGGACCCAAGAAAACUCAACUAGAAAGCUUACUAGAGGAAAUAGACUCGAAGCCAUCAGCAAGUGGUGAUCUCAAGCGUAAAAAUGUACUUGCCAAGAAUGAAAGCCUCACUAAACAGAAAAAAGCGCGCCGAAAUUCGUCAGACAGCGACUCAAACAGUGAUUCUGAUUCUGAUGCGAAGGCAUCGGACAGCGAACAUGACGACAGUAACCACGAUUCGGACAGCGCUCAAAGCGAUGACUACAAUCCCUUUGGAUUUGCGGGUUCGGAUAGUGACGACGAUCCAUGGGUUGGAAAGGCCACCAAAACCAAGCCAAAGAAACCAAAAAGUCCGAAAAAGAAACCGGUCUCGACGCAAGACAAAAUACAAGCUCAUCUAUCAAAGAAACAGACUGAAACAAAACCGGUGGUGUUUAAAGCAAGCAACGGAAUUUCUAUCCAGCUUGGUCCACCGCCCAAGGACGCAAUCGAGCGAGCUUGCCAAAUGAAGGACGAGCUGUUGGCGAAAAUUGAACGUCUUGGGGACCGUUUGCCUGCAAAUACUCUCGAUCAGUUGAUCGAUGAGUUGGGUGGCCCAGAAAACGUAGCUGAAAUGACUGGUCGUAAAGGACGAGUGGUUCAAACGGAUGACGGAGUUCAAUACGAAUCGCGGUCAGAGCAAGACGUUCCAUUAGAGACGCUCAACAUUACAGAGAAGCAGCGUUUUAUGGAUGGUGAAAAAGAUGUCGCAAUCAUAUCGGAAGCAGCAUCGAGUGGUAUCUCGCUGCAAAGUGAUCGACGAGUGAGAAAUCAGCGUCGGCGCGUGCAUAUUACCCUUGAACUCCCAUGGUCUGCCGAUCGCGCAAUCCAGCAAUUCGGUCGAACACAUCGUUCCAACCAGGUCAAUGCACCAGAGUACAUGUUCCUUAUAUCAGAUCUUGCGGGUGAGCGAAGAUUUGCUUCAACGGUAGCUAAGCGUCUGGAAUCGCUGGGUGCCCUUACGCACGGAGAUCGAAGAGCCACUGAAACGCGAGACUUGUCACAAUUCAACAUCGACAAUAAGUACGGCCGAUCGGCGCUCGAGUCGGUCAUGAAGACUAUUAUGGGCUAUGAGCAACCGUUGGUUCCUCCGCCCAGUGAUUACAAGGGCGACUUCUUCAAAGACAUUGCCGGAGCACUAGUCGGGGUUGGUUUGAUCGUCAACAGCGAACAGAUGCCCGGCGUGUUAAGCUUGGACAAGGACUAUAAUAAUAUUUCAAAGUUCCUCAAUAGAAUAUUAGGUAUGCCGGUUGAACUUCAAAAUAGACUGUUUAAAUAUUUCACGGACACGUUGGCGGCCAUCAUUGAGCAAGCCAAGAAGCGAGGUCGUUUCGAUCUGGGUAUUUUGGAUCUUGGAGCGGCUGGUGAAAAUGUUACGCGGAUUAAGAUUACCAAAUUUAUCCGGAAACAUUCAACUGGCGUUGCGCCUACAGAGCUGCACACAGUACAAGUUGAACGAGGCAUGAUCUGGCAGGAAGCCAUUGACAAGUGGGCGGAUCUUGGUGGCGAGAAGGAAGGGUUCUAUCUUUCCAAGCAGGCGCGAAAUGGAAAGCACUCGUCAGUCCUGGCUGUUGAAAUUGAAACCGCAGCAAACGUCAACAAGAAGAAAACUGAACCGAAAAGCAAGAAGGACAUCAUGUUCCAGAUUUACCGGCCAAACACUGGUUUGCAGGUCAAACACGAAUCGCUGGAGGAGCUGGAGAAGAAAUAUAAGAAAGUUCUCAGCGAUGAAGCAGAACCACAUUGGACGAAGCAGUUUGAUGCAUCGGUUAAUACCUGCUCGCAUAGCUACUGGAAGGGAAUGUGUCGAUAUGUAACCAUGGGUCAGGAUUGCGAGAUCGGUCUUCGGAGGAGAACCUACUUUGUGUUGUCCGGUUCUGUUCUAUCCGUUUGGUCUAGAGUUGAAAACAAUCUGACCGCUCGGGCAGGAAGCCAAAACCGCAUGCAAGUUAUUCGAUUGAAAACGAAAGAAGGCAGCAAAAUUGUUGGAACGCUUAUUCCCAAGAAUUGCGUUGAACAUUUGACUAGAGAUUUGGCUAGUGAUUCGGAGAAGGUCGAAGAACAGUCCUUCGUUGGUAAGUAAAUUUCAUCCCCGAAAUAAUCGAUACACGUGAUAAUACACCUAAGCGAGUUCUGUGUGAGUUGAUUAAAGAUUAUUGUGUAAUAACUUGUCUGAAGACGAAUCACUAGUUGGGUAUCCAACAUCUUUCUCAUAUUCCGAUCAAUAUUUACGGAAAUCUACGUAUGUUAUACCCUUUAUCAAGCAACAAAAGCGUAAUCUUUAUCAUUGACAGUGAAAAUCUACCGCCCUAAAUGGAGAAUAAUCUUUGUCUCAGAAUAAUUAUGUGUGUGCGUGAGCGAGUGAUGUGUUAAGAACGAAAAAACGACAGUUAUCAUGAUCUAGAGUAUCAAAUUGUCACAUAAAAUGUUUUACAAGCCAAAAAUAUGUAUCAUUGCAUAGAUCCCGUUUUGUUUUGUUCGGUAUUUUGCGUUGGUCCCAUUGACGUCCCUUUCUGACAAAUUGCUACUAAAUGAAAUUUGGUACACACAAGGUUUAUUUUAAAUUGAAGUUAUUAU
Molecule: messenger RNA, 5020 nt
Organism: Aedes aegypti (yellow fever mosquito)
Lineage: Eukaryota; Metazoa; Arthropoda; Insecta; Diptera; Culicidae
Gene: sno
Product: protein strawberry notch
Exons: 14
Coding region: 291-4526 (1411 amino acids)
Biological process (GO): regulation of DNA-templated transcription
Cellular component (GO): nucleus
Molecular function (GO): histone binding; chromatin DNA binding
Source: RefSeq, a predicted model, not a curated record